This is a messenger RNA of Triticum aestivum (bread wheat), 1089 nucleotides long. Its product is annotated as disease resistance protein RPM1-like. Bases 1 to 1047 code for a protein of 348 amino acids. The record is from RefSeq and is a predicted model, not a curated record. Lineage: Eukaryota; Viridiplantae; Streptophyta; Magnoliopsida; Poales; Poaceae. The transcript is spliced from 2 exons.
AUGCGUAGCAGAGAAGCACGACGUGUUACAGUACUGAAAGCUGAGAGCAUUGAAGAGAUAACGAAGCUCCCGGAUGUUGUGACCACUCCGUUCAAUUUGCGCUACCUUGAUUUGUCUUACACAAAGCUUGAAGUGGUUCCCAAAGCAUUGUGUAAGUUGACCCAGCUACAAAUGCUAAAUCUUUUGGGAACUCGUGUAGUUGAACUGCCGCCUGAAAUAAAGAAGCUAACUAAGCUCCGACGUCUGCAAACUCUUGUCUGGCAUGAUAAUGACCAAAGAAUAUUUGAUUGCUUUCAAGGUGCUAAAGUAUAUUCCGGAAUUUGUCUUCUAAAGGAUAUGCAAGUACUGGGAUAUGUGGAAGCAAACAAAGAUUUAGUCAUGAAUCUUUGCAACUUGACGUUACUCCGAAGACUUGAAAUAACAAAAGUCAGGCGUAAGCACAUUAAGGAAUUAUGGACCUCCAUCACAAGAUUGGCGCACCUUUCUAAUCUUGAUAUAAUCUCUCAUGCCAAGGAAGAAGUUCUUGAUCUGGAAAACUUAGAUCCUUUGCCAAAUCUGGAAUUGUUUUACCUGAGAGGCAAGUUGCAAGGAGGUCUUAUCCCAGCAAUAUUCAGCGAUUUCAGAAAACUCAGAGAGCUACGCAUGGGGUGGUCCAGGUUGCAAGCAGAUCCAAUUCCUUCAUUUGCACACAUGUCGCAUCUAGUCCAACUUUACCUUUACAGAGUCUACGAGGGGCAGAUCAUGACUUUCAGUGCAGGUUGGUUCCCAAUGCUCGAGAAAUUGUACUUAGCUGACAUGGAGCAGCUCAGUUGCAUGGAAGUGGAGGCUGGGACCAUGCCGAUCCUGAAUUAUAUGGAGCUCACUGGUCUGAGAAGUAUGCUCAUUGUUCCAGCAGGAUUCCAAAAUUUAACGUCACUCCAACAAAUGGUCCUCAAGGACAUGCCAGUAGAAUUUAGGACUAUGGUACAAGGACAAGACUGCGGUUUACCGAAAAAGGCUUUCGCCCCGCUUUACAAGACUGCGGUUUCACCAAACAUAUACCCCUGAUACUUCAUCGUCGUCGUCGCCGUUGAUGCAAGUGCCGCUAGU